Chironomus riparius is the source of this 1077-nucleotide messenger RNA. Lineage: Eukaryota; Metazoa; Arthropoda; Insecta; Diptera; Chironomidae. The record is from the annotation of a GenBank genome assembly.
AUGCUUCCUGAGUAUGAGAUUCGAUCGAGUUUUAGUAAAAGUGUAUCAUUAGCAUUGGAUAAAUCCACAAACAAGUAUGUGGCAUUAAAGAAAAUUGCUGUGGACAAGUAUAAUGAUGAAAACUUUAAGAAAAUAUGUGAAGAAGUUAAAAUAAUUAAGGAUUUACAGCAUGAAAACGUAGUCCAAAUUUGUGCAGUAUUUGUUAAAGAUCUAGAAGUCCAUACAGUAUAUCCAUUCUUUUGUUUUGGAUCAGCUAAAGAAGCUAUAAAGAAUUUCUUCUCGAGUGGUUUUCCAGAGAUAAUCUGUGCCUUAAUUUUAAAGGAUCUCUUAUUAGCUGUAGAAUAUCUUCAUUCUCGAGGAAUUAUUCACAGAGGAAUUCGUGCAUCUCAUAUUCUCCUUAAUCAGAAGCGUGCUGUACUUAGUGGAUUUCGCGAUGCUACUUCUCUUAUACAAAAUGGUGAAAGAAUAAAAAUCCUAUAUACUUUACCACUUCAUUCGGCAAAAUCAAUUAAUUGGUUUGCACCAGAAUUGCUUGAACAAAAUCUUUAUGGAUAUAGUGAGAAGAGUGAUGUCUAUAGUAUUGGAAUUACAGUAUGUGAGCUUGCAAAUGGAAUUGCUCCGUUUGGUGAUCUUCCUACAACUUUAAUGCUGACCGAGAAAAUUCGAGGCAAUCAACCAUCAUUAUUAGAUUCAUCUACUUUUCCCUCAGAAGAAAUCAUCUUUCAAGCAAUGGAUUCAGGCAUUGGAAUCGGUGAAGCAUGGGCUGCUGACAAUACAAGACAAGUGUACUCUAAACGACUGCUGUCUGAUCCUUUUCAUAAAUUUGCUGAGGAAUGCAUGGCAAGAAAUCCAGAAAAUCGACCAAGUGUCAAUCAAUUGUUGACUCAGCAUUUAUUUUUCAAGCAAUGCAGGAAUACGAAUUUAGAAGAUCAAUUAAAGCAAAUUUUGCAGCCAGUUGAUCUAAACAAAUUGAGCCUUGAGAAUAUCGCUCAAAAAAACAUCGGUGACAGUGAUAAUGACUUAAUAAGAGACAUUGCAUCUCUUAACAUUCAAGCAAAUGCGGAAUGGGAUUUUUAA